Molecule: messenger RNA, 1677 nt
Organism: Phycomyces blakesleeanus NRRL 1555(-)
Lineage: Eukaryota; Fungi; Mucoromycota; Mucoromycetes; Mucorales; Phycomycetaceae
Exons: 12
Coding region: 1-1677 (558 amino acids)
Biological process (GO): negative regulation of transcription elongation by RNA polymerase II
Cellular component (GO): nucleus; NELF complex
Molecular function (GO): RNA binding
Source: RefSeq, a predicted model, not a curated record
AUGUCAUUAGCAACCCUAGAAGAUUACCGCAAGGUUUUUGUCAAAGAAGACGCCAUUCUCGAGCCAAACGUCUAUUCCGAUGGAUUGCUGGGCUAUUUGAACAGGGGUGGUGCUCCCAUGGAUGCAGUAACCACUCUUUCAGAAUCUUAUGUUGGAAUUCCUUCAAUGUGUAAUGUCACAGCUGAAAGUGCUGCUGCGAUUGGAAUCGACACUACUGGUAUCAUGCAGGCUGCGCUCAAGACAAUGUUGGUCAAACAAUUCAACCCAGUUGUAUUCGAUAAUUUUUUCAUGACUUCUGAAAAUCAUAUUGACCCAGCUUGGUUGCAAAGCUUAGUAGACGAUGCCUCCUUUAGACAGACUGCCUACAAAUUACUCGAGAUGCACCCUCGUUGUGCAUUUUUAAAUUUAAUUGUCUUGAAAGCGGCUGAAUCGGGCUAUCGUAGUGAACUAUCUUCGCUAAAGACGUCUUCUACCUAUCUUUUGAUCUAUAAUCAAAUUCUUGAAGAAUCUUUAAACAAAUUUAUUGGAAUGGAUGAUCUUGCUGUAGAAGAACAUCUACCCGAUCUGGUGAGAGUAUGCUGUGAAAGAGAAGAAACAUAUAUGUACGCCCAAAUGGUGCUCUACAAGCUGCGUGAAGAGUAUAAUGGCCAGCCACUGAUUCGUCUAAUUGCAGAAUUAGAAAAGACUGCCAGUAAACACGGGCGUCAAUCGUUUGUAGACAUUCUGAGAGCUUCUCUUUCAGAUGCGGCACGGCCAUUGGCAGCAGCUAUAAAAGCUAUUCUUGGGAGCAGGCAGUUGACAGCUGGAGAUAUCCGAACUAUCUACAGCAUGUAUUACACAUCGGUUCCUCCACCUGUCCAUCACAUAUGUCGCUUUGAUUUCCUUGAAAUAUUGCUCAAAGCUGUCUAUGUACCUGAUAGCGGGCCACAAUUAAGACCGGAUACCAUCGACCAAGCCAUAUUCUUGAUUUCAUUUGCAGUAACCGUUAAAGACACAGACAACAAGCCAGUAUUAACUUUGUAUCUAUCUCAGCAAUCAGAGACAAAUGAGGUAGUUGGAAUACUGAAGAACCUACAUGUUGCCCUGAAAGAAAAAUCAAAGGGUGCAGAUUUUUCGGGAGCAAUGGAGGCAAUACUGACAGCUAUUAGAUUACCUGUGGGAUCAAUGGCAGUAUUGAUGUGGGUUGAGUAUAUAUCUAUUAAGACAGCUUAUUAUGAAAACUAUUACCGUACUACCGAGAUUCCACUCCCUCAUCUUUUGUUGGAUGAGAUUGCAGACCGACAUCCUCUUCAACAACCGUUUGUUUUCAAUGUCAUUAAGCGGUGUAUAGUCCAUCGCUACCAAAAUUUCGCUCCCGAGAUUCUGAUGGUAUUGCAAAAAACAUGGGUUGACCGUCUUUUGUACCUUGUUCAAUUACACUAUACUACCCCUGUGUUGGAUUACAUGAAGGGUGAAGGCCAAGAAUUAGAUGACAGCUUGACUGUUCAUUUUAUUGAAAAGGUUCUUAACAUGUGCCAAUCCCCUUACUCUGCUGUGUUUGUUCAGUCUAUUGCUGAGAUCGUAGAACGUAUCAAGGUAACUCUGCACUUGCUAAAGGAUGUAGAGGCCAGGGUUACACUCUUUUUUGGUAAGACACAACAUUACAGUUUGGCUCGCGUAUUCAUCAACACAUCUUAA